AUGGCGGACCAAAAUCUUGAAGACUGCCACGAAAAGAAUGUAGAUGUCUUGACAAUCGAUGCGAAAGCCUUACAGGCACUUCUGAGUGCGGGCGAGGUCACAAGUCUGGGUCUUGUCAGGCAAUAUGUAGCUCAGAUUAAAAAACACGAUGAAAAGCUUCAUGCAAUGAUUCGAAUCACUCCCAAUGACCUGCUCGAGGAGGCUGCCAAAUCACUGGAUGAAGAACGGGCUGCCGGGAAGACUCGUGGGCCUUUGCAUGGCAUCCCGAUCAUUAUUAAGGAUAACAUCGCUACCCAUCCGAGCCUUGGUCUUCCCACCACCUGCGGAAGCCUUGCACUCUUGAGCUCGAAGCCCAAGAAAAAUGCCGGAAUCAUCGACCAACUCAUUGAUGCUGGCCUUAUCAUUCUUGGAAAGGCUAAUCUUGCUGAAUUUGCCAAUGCUAGGGGAUCCGACAUGCCUAAUGGCUGGUCCGCAGUGGGUGGUCAGACACAUUCAGCUUAUAUCUGUGAUGGAAUUGAUCCAAACGAUUCACCAGAAGGCCACUCGAACCCCUCAGGAUCUUCUUCAGGUUCAGCCGUGAGUGUCUCAGCUGGCUACGCACCAUUUGCCAUUGGAACAGAGACAGAUGGGUCGCUUGUUGCCCCAUCUGGUCGGGCUGCGCUGUACACAAUCAAACCAUCGAUUGGACUGGUUUCCCAAGAUGGUAUUAUACCGGUUUCCAGCAAUUUUGAUGCAGCUGGACCCAUGACAAAGUCAUCGUAUGAUUUGGCUGCUCUCUUGGAUAUCCUUAUUAAAAAACCUGCGUCAGUGUCUUUCACAAAUCACUUGACCUGCUCAUGGUCUGAUAUCUCUGUUGCGUUUCUCGACCCUGAUGCAUGGAAAGGUUCCGAGGACGACAUUAAGCCCGUUGACGACGCGGAGGCUCAGAUGAAGCGCGAGAUUCGCCAGGCGUAUGAGGUCAUCAAACCAAAGGUAAAGAAGUUCGUCGAGAAUAUCGAUCUAGUCUCGCCUGAAACGUUCAGAAUUGACAGAGAGGGAAGCGAAUGGGCAAUUAUUCAGGCGGAUAUGAAGCCCCAACUCAAUGCUUAUUUUGAAGGCCUUGAAGAGAGCGAGGUCCGGUCCCUUGCAGAGGUGAUUGCUUUCAACGAGAAACACGCCGAUCUGGAGCUGCCCCCGCAUCACCCUAGACAAGACAACUUCAUCAAUUCCGAAAACCAGCAACUCUCGACAGAAGAGUAUGACCGACACCUCUCAUACCUGAGGCACAUGGGAAGAGAAAAAGGCGUGGACUUGGCACUGAAUACUUAUGGUGUCGAUGUCAUACUGGGUUCUAUUGACAGCGGUCUCACGUCCUUGGCAACAGCUUCUGGCUACCCUCUCUGUGCAAUGCCGUUGUCAUACCUGGAUUAUAAUGGCCGCCCAUUUGGGGUUGCAGCCAUUGCAGGAAAACACCAAGAGCAUCUCUUGGUCAAGGUCAUGAGUGCCUGGGAAGCUACUUUUCCUGCACGAAAGCCUCCUCCACAACUCGUGAAGCUACCUUGA
Molecule: messenger RNA, 1542 nt
Organism: Penicillium pulvis
Lineage: Eukaryota; Fungi; Ascomycota; Eurotiomycetes; Eurotiales; Aspergillaceae
Exons: 10
Coding region: 1-1542 (513 amino acids)
Source: RefSeq, a predicted model, not a curated record